Messenger RNA from Ipomoea nil (Japanese morning glory), 1455 nucleotides. RefSeq lists its product as uncharacterized. Gene Ontology annotation, biological process: DNA replication; DNA repair; DNA recombination. Lineage: Eukaryota; Viridiplantae; Streptophyta; Magnoliopsida; Solanales; Convolvulaceae. The record is from RefSeq and is a predicted model, not a curated record. Gene Ontology annotation, molecular function: DNA binding. Gene Ontology annotation, cellular component: nucleus. The coding region runs from base 1 to 1455 and encodes 484 amino acids. The transcript has 10 exons.
AUGCCAAGUCAGUAUGUUUUGGUUAAAGAUAUUGUCCCUCUUGAUAGAGAGAGGGCUAUACGAGUUAGGUGUGUUAGAGUUUAUGAAAUACCUGAAAGGAGAGGCUCGAAAGAGAUGAAGAGUAGAGAGGUUCUGGUAUGCGAUCAAGAGGGAACUUUUAUUCAUGUAAACAUGCAAAACUCGGAUGUAGACAAGUACAAGAAUGUCUUCAAGGAAGGGAAGCUCUAUUCUAUAAAAAAAAUUUUGGUGUUCAGCCAGUACUAUAUGUAUAGGACUUGUGAUCACCAGUAUAUGAUAAGGUUGAACUACGAUACUCAGGUCAAGGCAAUCAAAUCCAGAGGCUUUCCUACCAACAUGUUUCAGCUUAAACCCUAUCAAUGUCUGAAAGAUCCAACUUUAGUGAAUGACAAAGUCAUGUUUGAUGUAAUAGGCAGAGUCAUUGAGAUACAUGCUCCAGUUGACAAAAUAAUAGGGGGGAAACCAGCUAAACUGAUAGAUUUCAAGAUAGCAGACAAUGAGGGAAAUCAUUUGAAAUGCACUGUUUGGGAUAACCAUGUAGCUCCCAUGCUACCAUUCUACAAUUCAGAUCUCAAAGAACCAUUAGUUGUGGUCAUUCAACUAUGUAGGGCAAAAAUUGUAAAUGGUGAAGUCAGGAUCACAAGUUCCUAUGAUGCUACCAAGCUGUACUUGAAUUCCUCUUAUCAGGAAGUUGAAGAUUUCAGGGCCAAGAGUGGUGCUAUCACUGUCACUUCAGUUGGUGAUUUAUUGAAAAACAAACAGGAUGGGGAUUUUUAUGUCCCUGCAGAGAUUGUAGGAAUUGAAGGUUCAUUUGGAUGGAUGUACAUAUCUUGCAUGACAUCGGGUUGCAACAGAAAACUGAAACCAGAUGGAGUUGAUCUACUGUGUACAAAUUGUGAUAAAAAGUACAAGGAAGGAAUGACAAGAUAUCGGGUUAAAAUAAGGGUUAUGGAUAAAGGAUUAUCAGAUGCUCCCUUCCUUUUAUGGGAUAGGGAGUGUUCAGAGUUGGUAGGAAUCCCUGCAAACAUCCUCUACAAGAAAUAUAACAAGGUUUCAGACAUUCCAAAAGAGUUGGAAUCACUAAUUGGAAUGUCAAUGAUAUUUAAGAUAUCAUUGAAAAUCAGUGAGAUGAGGGGAUCCAAUCCAGCCUAUAUUGUGAUGAGACUGUUGAGGGAUGAAAUAUUAGUCUCUACCUACUGUUCAAAGCUGAAAGACAACCAAGAGAAGGACCUGAUAUCUAAAAUGAUUGAUGAGGAUGAAGAGGAUGAUGAUGAAUCUGAUCAGGAAGCAUCCAAUGGUGAUAAUGAGGUCAACAGUCCCACAAGUGUUCAGCAAACUCAGAGUCCAGUGCCUAAUUUGGAAGAAUGUAAUUUGGUUAAGAGAUCACUAAUUGAUCAGUUCUCUUCUUCUGGCAAGGUUGGAUUUGAGAACUCCUAA